AGAAAGGGGGGACAUGGCCGGGACGGAGAAGGAGCAGAGCUGGAUCCCGCGGAUCUUCAAGAGGAAGACGUGCACGGCCUUCAUCGCUGACCCCGAUGACCCCGGCCCGGGGAUGCUGUGCCAGUGUGGGCUGCCCCGAGCCCAGCACCUGGCUGUGGCUGUGGAGGACGCCUUCGGGGCGGCCAUCGUGACCUCCUGGGACUCCGACACCCACACCACGGAAGGGCCCACCGACGCCUAUGGAGACCUCGACUUCCAGGGGUCUGGGCAUAAGCCCAGCAAGUUCAUCCGGCUGUCAGACAGGACCCAUCCCGCGUCCGCCUAUGGGCUGGUCACCCGGACCUGGGACUUCCCUGCCCCCAACCUGGUGGUGUCCGUGCUGGGGGGGCAGCGGGGAGGAGCGCUGCAGGAAUGGCUCAGAGACCUGCUGAGGAGGGGCCUGGUCCGAGCUGCCCAGAGCACAGGGGCCUGGAUCCUCAGCGGGGGGCUUCACACGGGCAUCGGGCAGCACGUGGGGGUCGCUGUACGGGACCACGCCACGGCCAGCACGGGGGGAACCAAAGUCGUGGCCAUGGGUGUCUCUCCCUGGGGGGUCGUGCGGAAUAGCGGCGAGCUCAAGAACUCCAAGGGCUCCUUUCCGGCCCAUUACUCCUGGAGGGGGGGUCCCGAGGACGGCCCCCCGUAUCCCCUGGACAAUAACUAUUCGGCCUUCUUCCUGGUGGACGACGGGACACACGGGAGGUUUGGUGGGGAGACACGCUUCCAGGCCCGACUGGAGAAUUUCAUCUCCCAGCAGAAGACUGGAGUUGGGGGCACCGGCAUUGAUAUCCCCGUCCUCCUCCUCCUCAUCGGGGGUGACGAGAAGAUGUUGCAGCGAGUGGAGGAGGCCACCCGGAACCAACUACCCUGUCUGCUGGUGGCCGGCUCGGGGGGCGCAGCCGACUGCUUGGCCGAGACCUUGGGGGCCGUGGCCGCCACCCUGGCCCCAGAAGGAGGCGGGAAGAUCUGGGUUGGAGAAGUCCAAGACCGGCUCCGCCGCUUCUUCCCCCACGGGGACCCCGAGGUCCUGGCCGCUCAGGUGGAGCGGAUCGUGCAGCGCUGGAAGAUGCUGACCGUAUACUCUGCUGAAGAUGGACCUGAAGAGUUUGAGACGGUCGUGCUGAGGGCGCUGGUCAAGGCCUGCGGCAGUUCAGAGGCCGCGGCCUACCUCGAUGAGCUUCGCCUGGCCGUAGCCUGGAACCGCGUGGACAUUGCCCAGAGCGAGCUGUUCCGCGGGGACAUCCAAUGGCGGUCCUCCCACCUGGAGGCCUCCCUUCUGGACGCCCUCCUCAACGACCGGCCGGAAUUCGUCCGGCUCCUCAUCUCCCGGGGCCUGAACCUCAACCACUUCUUGUCCCGGGCCCGGCUGGCUCAGCUGUACGCCGCCGCGCCGGCCGGUUCCCUCUCCCGGCACCUGCUGGACCGGACGGCCCCGGGCGGAGGCGGAGGACCGGGGGCUGCGGCCAAGGCCCCCCCGGACCCCCCGGACCCCGCGGCCCCCCUGCUGUCACCCCCAGGCUCCUCAGACACCCCCAGGACCGUGCGGCUGCAGGACGUGGCCCGGCUACUGCGGGAGCUCUUGGGGGACACCUGCGCCCCGAGACACUGGGCCGCCGACGCCCCCGGCUCCUCUGGAGGGGCUUGGAGAGACAGCAACGGUCUGGUGUUGAACGGGACUCCCCCCGACUCCACCCCCUGGGCAGACCUGCUCAUCUGGGCCCUGCUGCUGAACCGCGGCCUGAUGGCUCUCUACUUCUGGGAGAUGGGCUCGAACUCGGUGGCCUCGGCUCUGGGGUCCUGCCUGCUGCUCCGGGUUCUUGCCCGCCUGGAGGCCGAGGCUGAGGAGGCCGCCAAGAGAAAGGAGCUGGCAGCCCGGUUCGAGGGGCUGGCUGUGGGGCUGUUCAGUGAGUGUCAUCGCAGUUCCGAGUCCCGCUCGGCCCGGCUACUGCUUCGCCGCUGCCCGCUCUGGGGAGGAGCCACAUGCCUACAGCUGGCCACCAGAGCCGAUGCCCGCAGCUUCUUCGCCCAGGAUGGAGUCCAGACUCUGUUGACUCAGAAAUGGUGGGGUGAAAUGGACAGCAGUACUCCGGUCUGGGCCCUCAUCCUCACCUUCUUCUUGCCCCCGCUCAUCUACACUGACCUCAUCAACUUUCGGAGCCUAGAGGAAGAACCGCUGCAGAAAGAUGAGCUGGAGAUGGACAGUGGAAAUGGCAGCAGGAAGAUCUCUGUGGGCACCGGGGCCCGAGAGCCUGAAAAGAAGCUGCCCAGUGGGAACCGGGGUCAGAACGGGUGCUGCUGGGGUCAGCGGUCUCGGCGUCUCUGCCUCCAUCGCUGGGCCCAGUUCUGGGGGGCCCCAGUAACCUCGUUCCUGGGUAACGUGGUCAGCUACUUGCUCUUCCUCCUGCUCUUCGCCCACGUCCUCCUGUUCGACUUCCAGCCCCCUCCCCCAGGGCCCUCCGAGUUCCUCCUCUACUUCUGGGCCUUCACGCUGCUGUGCGAAGAGCUGAGACAAGGGCUCUCGGGGGGCUGGGGCAGCCUGGGGGUGGGAGGCCAGGGCAAGACCCCCCUCCGCCGCCGGCUCCACCUCUACCUCGCCGACUCCUGGAACCAGUGUGACCUGGUGGCUCUGAGCUGCUUCAUCCUGGGCGUCAGCUGCAGGCUCACCCCUGGAAUGUUUGAGCUCGGACGCACCGUGCUGUGCCUUGACUUUAUGGUUUUCACCCUCCGACUUCUUCACAUCUUCACCGUCAACAAGCAACUGGGACCCAAGAUUGUGAUCGUCAACAAGAUGAUGAAGGACGUUUUCUUCUUCCUCUUCUUCCUGGGCGUAUGGCUGGUGGCCUACGGGGUAGCCACGGAGGGUUUGCUCCGUCCCCACCCCCGGUCCUUCCCCGCCGUCCUGCGCCGCGUCUUCUACCGCCCGUACCUGCAGAUCUUUGGACAGAUCCCCCAGGACGACAUGGACGUGGCGUUGAUGUCCGUGGGCAACUGCACGAAGGUGGAGGCGGCGGACGGGGGUCUGGACGGGCCCUGGGGUCUGCCUCAGCGGGAGGACUCUCCCUGCGUCUCCCUCUACGCCAACUGGCUGGUUCUGCUGCUGCUGGUGGUCUUCCUCCUGGUGGCCAACAUCCUCCUCCUCAACCUCCUCAUCGCCAUGUUCAGUUACACCUUCGGGAAGGUCCAGGGAAACAGCGACUUGUACUGGAAAUCCCAACGCUACGGACUGAUCCGGGAGUUUCAUAACCGCCCGGCCCUGGCUCCACCGCUCAUCAUCAUCUCCCACCUCCGCCUCCUCCUCACCCACCGCAAGCAGUGUCUGAGGCAUGAGCCCCCCACGUCCCCGCAUUUCCGCGUGGAGCUGUCGGGCCGGGCCGAGCGGGCCCUGCUCACUUGGGAGUCGGUGCAGAAGGAGAAUUUCCUCCUCGCCCAAGCCAGAGACAAGAGGGAGAGCGACUCGGAGAGGCUGAAGAGGAUGUCGCAAAAGGUGGACACGGCGCUGAAGCAGCUCGGCCGGAUCCGUCAGUACGAGCAGCGGCUGGCGGGGCUGGAGAGAGAGAUUGAGUUCCCUCGAACCACAUGGAAGCUUCUACCUCAGAAGAGCCGGGAGCCAAACCCCCCAGGAACGGGUCUUCUCUGUGCCAGGGCUAUCUACGGGGACCAACCCACUCAAUUCGAUCAAUCAAUCAAUCGUAUUUAUAGAUUCGAGUCCUUGCCUUGGCCCUAGGGGUCUUGACUUCCGCAGUAGGUGCGCUGCCCACCGCAUCUACAGGGCUGCGGACCCCCCUAGAGCCCUUUCCCAAGGCUAUAGGUGUCCUCACAUCCCUUAUAGGACUCUCACUUCAUCUGUAGCUGCCUCCAGCGUUAGGGACCAUGCCUGAUUCACAAGAACUCCGCUUCUGGGUCUGUAGGAGCCGCGCCCUAUCCCUAGGGAAUGAGGCUGGGAAGGAGAGGAUGUAGGAGAACAGUUGAAGGGAAUCAUCCCCACCCAGGUUCCGUACUUCACCAUCUUUCCCCUCCCAUCCCACACUCAAUUGCUUUGUUAAUAAAGAAUGUGACCACUCACUCUCCGUGACCGAGA
Molecule: messenger RNA, 4117 nt
Organism: Tachyglossus aculeatus (Australian echidna)
Lineage: Eukaryota; Metazoa; Chordata; Mammalia; Monotremata; Tachyglossidae
Gene: TRPM4
Product: transient receptor potential cation channel subfamily M member 4
Exons: 24
Coding region: 14-3763 (1249 amino acids)
Biological process (GO): calcium ion transmembrane transport
Cellular component (GO): membrane
Molecular function (GO): calcium-activated cation channel activity; ligand-gated calcium channel activity
Source: RefSeq, a predicted model, not a curated record